AUGGAGAUUUCAGGUGACAUGAGAAUCAACAGCAGCAUGCUCGAGGUGGCUAUGGCCACACUCACGAAAGUCGAGAGCCUGAUUGAGGCGUUUGAGGGUUGUCGUGGAGUCUUUCACACGGCUGCAUUUGUGGACCCAAUUGGACUAUCUGGUUACUCGAACGCUAUGGCUGAUGUAGAAGUGAACGCGACCAAGAAUGUUGUGAAGGCUUGUGGAGUUUCAUCUUCUGUUAGGCUAUGUGUGCCAACCUCAUCCCUCUUGACAUGCAUUUGGCGGGACAAUUCGAAAAGCGAAGAAGUUUCCCUCCAAAUCGACCACAAAACCUGGAGUGAUGAAUCCGUUUGCAUAAACAAAAAAGAAAAGUCUGCAUGGGAUAUCGUGCAAGAAUGCGGUCUGAAGCUAGCUGCCAUUUGCCCCGGGCUUGUCACUGGCUCGAAGUUUUACCAAAGAAACCCAACAUCCACAAUGGCUUAA
Striga hermonthica is the source of this 474-nucleotide messenger RNA. The record is from the annotation of a GenBank genome assembly. NCBI's taxonomy places the organism in Eukaryota, Viridiplantae, Streptophyta, Magnoliopsida, Lamiales, Orobanchaceae.